This is a messenger RNA of Colletotrichum chrysophilum, 627 nucleotides long. RefSeq lists its product as uncharacterized. The record is from RefSeq and is a predicted model, not a curated record. The coding region runs from base 1 to 627 and encodes 208 amino acids. The transcript has 2 exons. NCBI's taxonomy places the organism in Eukaryota, Fungi, Ascomycota, Sordariomycetes, Glomerellales, Glomerellaceae.
AUGCCUACUUCCAAGCGAUUCGAGCUUCCCAAGCUCGACUUCAAGUUCGGCUCCCUGACCGACGGAACCGACAUUCCCCCGCCGCUUCCCAGCCCCGUCCAGGAGGUCCCCACGCCUCCCCAGACCCCGCGUGCGAGCGAAACCAAGGACUCCGAACCCGCCGUUAAGGAAAAGGUCAAUGACAAGACGAAUGGCCACGGCCCGGCAGUGCCAAACUCGCCGGCCACCACCAAUGUUUCAAGCAGACAGGGCAGCAUUCGUCGUCUCUUCAGCCGAACAUUACUGAACCAAGCAUAUGCAGAGGGCGAAUCGCAAGCGAACGGUGGCGCCCCCCGCCCCAUGAGCCGUAGUCAGGGCAGCAUUGUCGACGAGAAGAAGGCGAAGCGCAGCAGCGGGUGGUUCAAGAGACUCAGGUCCCACGAUUCCUCACCGCCCCAAAAACGCUCCAGCGUCGUUUACGAGCACCCCAACAACAGCCAGACGCAGAGCCAAAGUCGGCCCCAGAGCAGGCCCCAAGUUCAGGGCCCCCCGCCACCCAUGAUUCCCGAGCUCAGCGCACUCGACACCAAGCUCGACGUCUCGGACGGAGGCAGCCUGGGUUCUGACCUGUUCAAGAACAUUAAGUAA